Molecule: messenger RNA, 949 nt
Organism: Pollicipes pollicipes
Lineage: Eukaryota; Metazoa; Arthropoda; Thecostraca; Pollicipedomorpha; Pollicipedidae
Product: biogenesis of lysosome-related organelles complex 1 subunit 6
Exons: 5
Coding region: 208-648 (146 amino acids)
Biological process (GO): intracellular transport
Cellular component (GO): transport vesicle; BLOC-1 complex
Source: RefSeq, a predicted model, not a curated record
GAGUGUGUCAUAAUGCCCCAAUGACAUGCACAUAUGCAAUAAGCAGAUUUAUGGUAAACAGCAUGCUUUUCCAAAACAAUAUCCUUCAAAUAACUUGUUGUCCAGUUCUUAGCAGAGUUGUAUGAUUGAAACCUAUGGCUUGUGAUAGCUGAGAAGUAAGUGACAUCUAUUUGGAGAGUUCUGAUUAGAUGUAACACAUCAGGUAACAUGGAUGAGCCAAUGCACAACCAGUCAGCUCAAGCUCCAGACAGCACAGCUGCAUCACCAGUGGCUGAGACCCUGGGAAAAGGCCUUCUGGACAUCUAUCAACCUGCCCUAGAGGACAGCAAAGACCACAUAGAUGAACUCCUGAAUGGCCAGAAUCGGUUGAUAAACUUGAUGCAGCAAGAGAAUGGCCGUUUCAAAGAAUGUGAAUACACUUACAAUAUAGCAGAGCUGUUGCAGCAAGUCCGCACGUACCACGGAAAAUUGACGAGGAUAAAGAAGCAAACAAAUAGCAUCCAAGAGAAGAGUGCAAAGUUAAAGCGGCGCUCGGUGCGGCUGAAGGAGCAGACCGAGGCCCGGGCGGAGCGGGCGCGGCUGGACCGGAUCCGGGCCAGGCAGAGGGAGGAGCAGCUGGUCGCCAAGUUCGCUGGGCCGUCCACCUGAGCACGCUGUCUUAAGCACCAUGCUGGGCCGUUGCUAGCCAUAGAGCGGAUUUUAUUCGGGACUAGGAAGGGUUAGGGCAUACGAGUGGCACGGGACCGCCCGGCCCCACAUAGUCAGCGAGCCGGGCGCCCGUGGCUCAUACAGAUCUGGCGCUUCGAGUGAUUCCAUUGCGGCGACGCGUUGCGCUUCGCGUGUUAUUGAUUUUGCGUGUAAUGUUGGACGGUGUCAUCCACUGGUCGCGUAUUAUAGGGACUAAGUCCCAGGAUACAUGAAAGCCGUGAAUAUACGUGUCGUUCGUUUG